UUCAUUCUUAGUUUUUCUGUAACAGAGUAAUCGAAAAUCCUGCAAAAACCAGAGGAAGAGAAGUGGAAAGGGCAGAAGAGCCACAGAAAGGAUCCAAAACCCUAAAAAAGGGAACGGAUACUGUAACAACUGCAAAAGGCGGGAAGUUUAUGUUGAUAGAGGUGCUCAUUCCUUCUCUGAUGAAGAUGGACAUGUCGGAAUCUGGUGCAUUAUGGCGAAAGUUCUAGUGUUUUCGACUUUUCUUGACAUUUUGGGUGACGGAGUCUAGAGUAUUAAGUGGAAGUGUUGUGAUCUGUGAAAUAGUUUUAUCUCGUGGGACGGUCUCAUUCUUUUCAUCAUGGUUGCUUCAGCCGCCACCUCAGCAUUCUUCCCUGUUGCCCAGGCGUCUUCGGGGAGGACAUCAGCGAUGCUUGGAGGAGGAUCAGACAACUUGGAUACUCGCGGAAUCAAGUCCAAAACGGCUUCUUCUGGUGGUUUGCAAGUUAAGGCGAGUGCUCAAGCUCCUCCUAAGAUUAACGGUACCACGGUCGGUCUGACUGCACCUACAGAAGUCCUGAAGAACGAAGAUGAGAUAUCGUCCUCUCACCCGAGGACUUUCAUCAAUCAAUUGCCCGAUUGGAGUGUGCUUCUUGCUGCCAUCACGACAAUCUUCUUGGCGGCUGAGAAGCAGUGGACGCUUCUCGAUUGGAAGCCUAGGCGGCCUGACAUGCUUGUUGACCCUUUUGGUCUCGGGAGGAUCGUGCAGGAUGGGCUUGUUUUUAGUCAGAAUUUCUCAAUUAGAUCGUAUGAGAUAGGUGCUGACCAGACAGCUUCUAUAGACACAUUGAUGAAUCAUUUACAGGAAACUGCACUGAACCAUGUUAGGGGUGCGGGGCUUUUAGGUGAUGGUUUUGGUUCAACACCGGAAAUGAGUAGAAGGAACCUGAUAUGGGUGGUCACUAAGAUGCAGGUUCUUGUGGAUCGCUAUCCUUCCUGGGGUGAUGUUGUUCAAGUGGAUACUUGGGUCAAUAGGUCUGGGAAGAAUGGUAUGCGCCGUGAUUGGCUUCUCCGGGACUGCAAGACUGGUGAAACACUCACACGAGCUACCAGUGUGUGGGUGAUGAUGAAUAAACGCACGCGGAAAUUAUCUAAAAUGCCAGAGGAGGUUCGAGGUGAAAUAGAGCCUUAUUUCAUUGAUUGUGCUCCUAUUCUUGAGGAGGAUGGCAGGAAGCUGCCAAAGCUUGACGACAGCACAGCAGACUAUGUUCGAACUGGUUUAACUCCUCGGUGGAAUGAUUUGGAUGUCAAUCAGCAUGUGAACAAUGUGAAGUACAUUGGUUGGAUUCUUGAGAGUUCCCCGAACUCAGUUUUGGAGAGUAAGGAGCUGUAUAGCCUGACUCUGGAGUACAGGAGGGAAUGUGGGAGGGACAAUGUGAUUCAAUCCCUGACUGCAGUCUGUGAUGGUGUACAUGGUGAAUCGGCCAAUGCUGGUGGCGUCGAGUGUGAGCAUUUGCUGCGCAUUGAGAACGGGGCUGAGGUUGUGAGGGGAAGGAGCCAGUGGAGGCCCAAACAGGGCCAGAACUUUGGCAUCUCUGACCAUGUUCCAGCACCGAAUGCAUAACCAGCUUAUUCAUCUCAGCAGUCUUUGGGGGUAACAAUAGUCUUACUACUGUAUCUCAAAUUGCUUGUGUAGAAUCCUGCUUGCUGUCCUCAGAUUUGUUUUCUUCCUCUCUCUCUCUCUCUCCCCCCCCCCCCC
Telopea speciosissima is the source of this 1735-nucleotide messenger RNA. Its product is annotated as palmitoyl-acyl carrier protein thioesterase, chloroplastic-like. Lineage: Eukaryota; Viridiplantae; Streptophyta; Magnoliopsida; Proteales; Proteaceae. Gene Ontology annotation, molecular function: acyl carrier activity; fatty acyl-[ACP] hydrolase activity. Bases 338 to 1600 code for a protein of 420 amino acids. The transcript has 7 exons. The record is from RefSeq and is a predicted model, not a curated record. Gene Ontology annotation, biological process: fatty acid biosynthetic process.